CUAGUCGCUUGUAGAAUCUAGUCAUAGAAAGACGUGCUUUGUUGAAAAAAGUUCGAAACAUUCGAAAUGUCUGGAUACAAAUUGAUUGGUGUCUUCCUACUGGUGGUGAUUUUCAAAUCAGUGGCCGCAUUGAUGUGCUAUCAAUGUUUCAAUGUUGAAAAAUGCGGAGGCGAUGAUAAGAAUACCAUCGUGCAAUGCAACAACCAAAGCGCUCUAGAAGUGGCGGUCAUAUCGGCUUUCUUCUUUCCCAAACUCAGCGAAUCUUUUACUGAUGACAAUAAGUUUCAAUGUGCGUCACUUGCGUUUACACCGACAGGAGCAACCAAUGCAUCCAUUAUGGUGAAGGGUUGCAUGUUCGAAACGAAGCAAACUUUGUGCCAACUGGAAACUGAUAUUCCCAAUGGAAACUUCAGCUGCCAUUCCUGCAAUACGAACAAAUGCAAUAGUGGUGUAACGUUGGGAUGGAGCUUCUUGUUGCUGAUGGUGGGAUUGGCUGCUACUAGGAUGGUUAAGUAG
Molecule: messenger RNA, 516 nt
Organism: Ochlerotatus camptorhynchus
Lineage: Eukaryota; Metazoa; Arthropoda; Insecta; Diptera; Culicidae
Exons: 3
Coding region: 67-516 (149 amino acids)
Source: RefSeq, a predicted model, not a curated record